Messenger RNA from Tricharina praecox, 1815 nucleotides. RefSeq names its product MFS peptide transporter. Gene Ontology annotation, cellular component: membrane. Gene Ontology annotation, biological process: oligopeptide transport; transmembrane transport. The transcript is spliced from 6 exons. NCBI's taxonomy places the organism in Eukaryota, Fungi, Ascomycota, Pezizomycetes, Pezizales, Pyronemataceae. The record is from RefSeq and is a predicted model, not a curated record. Gene Ontology annotation, molecular function: dipeptide transmembrane transporter activity. Bases 1 to 1815 code for a protein of 604 amino acids.
AUGAAUAGCGGCACCCUCGAGGCCGUCGAGGUCGCCAAAGCGCACCAGCCCGUGCUGCCGGUGGAGGAGGAGAAGGCGGGGUUGGAACACUUUUCCAGCGAGAAGGGCUCCCACGGCCUGCCGGUAUAUGCCGAGGCGACGGCUGAUGGCGGACACCCCACCGAAGACGAACUCCACAGCCUGCGACGAGUCUCCGGACAGGUGCCGUGGACGGCGUAUACCAUCGCCAUCGUCGAGCUGUGCGAGAGGUUCUCGUACUAUGGAACUACCGCCGUGUUCGUCAACUUCAUCCAGCAGGAUAUGCCCGAGGGAUCCGUCACGGGAGCUGGCUUCUCGGGCCAAUCGGGCGCUCUGGGAAUGGGCCAGCGCGCCUCUACCGGCUUGACGACAUUCAACAACUUCUGGGCGUACCUGAUGCCAUUGCUCGGAGCCUACAUGGCUGAUGAGUACUGGGGCCGAUACAAGACCAUCAUGGUGGCGAUCGGAGUCGCCAUCGUCGGCCACAUCAUUCUGAUCCUCUCGGCGAUCCCUCCAGUCAUCGUGCACCCGGACGGUGCCAUUGCCUGCUUCGCCAUCGGCUUGGUGAUCAUGGGUAUCGGAGUCGGCGGUUUCAAGUCCAACAUCUCGCCCCUGAUCGCCGAGCAGUACAAGCAGGUGACCCUGACCGUGAAAACCCUCCCCACCGGAGAGCGGGUCAUCGAGGAUCCUACCUUCACCGUCUCGCGCAUCUACAUGUACUUCUACAUGAUGAUCAAUGUCGGCUCCUUGCUCGGAUCCGUCGUCAUGGUCUACGCUGAGAAGUAUGUUGGCUUCUGGCUCUCGUACACUCUCCCGACCGUUCUCUUCCUGUUCUGCCCGAUGAUCAUGUGGAUCUGCCGCAACAAGUACGAGCGCAGCCCGCCGACCGGCAACGUCACAGCCAAGGCCAUGAAGGUCUGGAAGUUGGCGAUGAAGGGCCGGUGGUCCAUCAACCCCGUUAGAACCUACCGCAACAUGCACGCGAAUGAUUUCUGGGAGAGAGUCAAGCCUAGCAACCUCGAGUCUUCGCAGCGGCCGGUCUGGAUGACUUUCGACGAUGAGUGGGUUGACGAGGUCCGUAGAGGGCUGUUGGCUUGCAAGGUCUUCCUGUGGUACCCGAUAUACUGGCUGGCCUACAACCAAAUGACGAACAACCUGACCUCUCAAGCGGCAACGAUGGAGCUACACGGGAUCCCCAACGACAUCCUCUCGAACCUCAACCCCCUCUCGCUCGUAAUCUUCAUCCCAAUCUGCGACCAACUGAUCUACCCCGCGCUGCGGAAGCACAAGCUCCAAUUCACGCCGCUGAAGCGGAUAACACUCGGCUUCAUGAUGGGCACGUGCGCGAUGAUCUGGUCGUGCGUGACACAGUACUACGUGUACCGCACGAACGCGUGCGGCUCGCACGCCAACACUUGCGAUACCGUCUCGCCCAUCAACGUCUGGGUGCAGGCUGGCGCUUACUGCUUCAUCGCGUUCUCGGAGAUCUUCGCGUCGAUUACCGGGCUCGAGUAUGCCUUCACUAAGGCUCCGAGGAAUAUGCGCUCCCUCGUUACUGCCGUGUUUCUAUUCAUGCAGGCGAUCUCGUCCGCGCUCGGACAGGCGCUUGUGGCACUCGCUGAGGAUCCCUUACUGGUCUGGAACUAUGGCAUUGUCGCGGUGCUCUCGUUCGUCGCGGGGAUUAUCUUCUGGCUGCAGAAUAGUGGGCUGGAUAAGGAGGAGGAUCAGCUCAAUAUGCUGCCCGAGAGCAGUUAUCAGGGCAGGGUUAAGGAGGAGGGGAAGCAGGAGGAUGCUUAG